This is a messenger RNA of Dentiscutata erythropus, 468 nucleotides long. The record is from the annotation of a GenBank genome assembly. Lineage: Eukaryota; Fungi; Glomeromycota; Glomeromycetes; Diversisporales; Gigasporaceae.
AUGGAUUCCUUAACUAGUGAGUUUACAGAAGUGAUAAAAAGAUACUUUACAACUAAAGUUAUUCCUGAAAUUCUAAUGCGAACUGCACGAAGGAUGUAUAGAAAAUAUAUCAAUACUCCAGGCGAGAUUGUGCAAAAUGAGGUUUCCAAUAAUUCGAAUCAACAACAAAAUUCUCUUAUAAAUUAUGACUUAGAGGCUUGUAAUAAAAAUUCUCAAUUAGGCAAAAGAGUUCGCCAUACAGAAGGUUGUUGUUUUUUUAGUAAAGCUUGCUCUAAGCGGAAUAGUUGUUCAAAAAUUCGUCGUAUAGAAGCUUCAAGCUUCACUGAAUCCCGUUUUAAACGGAUGGAUCAAUUCAAAAGAUAUCUUGUGGAAUCUCGAAUUAAUUAUCUUCCCCAAGAUAAUCUCAUAGAAGACUAUCCCAAUGAAACUUUACCUAAUUUUAGGAGAACGUCGUCAUGUCCUUUUUAA